Messenger RNA from Meloidogyne enterolobii, 210 nucleotides. The record is from the annotation of a GenBank genome assembly. Lineage: Eukaryota; Metazoa; Nematoda; Chromadorea; Rhabditida; Meloidogynidae.
GAAAAUACUUUUUUGAUAAAUUACAAUUUUUUGGAAAUGCCUACAGCAGUUUUGUGUUCUUUACUGACAGGUAUUUGUGGUGUAGUAGAAAUCCAUUACAAUAUAAAUUAUUCUCAUACCUACAAUUGGACUGAGAGAUGGGCAUUAAUAACUGUCGAUUCGGCAUUGCUCGUUCUCUUACAUGCUGGAAUGGCGUUUGCUUUAACAUGA